Molecule: messenger RNA, 1604 nt
Organism: Sitophilus oryzae (rice weevil)
Lineage: Eukaryota; Metazoa; Arthropoda; Insecta; Coleoptera; Curculionidae
Product: antichymotrypsin-2-like
Exons: 10
Coding region: 188-1396 (402 amino acids)
Molecular function (GO): serine-type endopeptidase inhibitor activity
Source: RefSeq, a predicted model, not a curated record
UAAGUUUGUAUGCAUGCGCGAGUGAUUUUAGUUUGUAUAUUUUACAAAGAACUUAAGAUAUUUUUAAUAUAAUUGCAAGUGACUGAUCUGUCAAGUAGAAAAACCUGUGUUAGUGUGUUCAAGCCUUCAUUCCCUAUAUAGUACGAACAUAUUAUUUUUCUAUAUUUAAGAUACCUAGUGAAAAGAAAUGAAGUGGAUUAGUUUAAUCUUGGCAGCAUUCGUUGCCGCAGUAACUGCAGAUACAGCUUUGGAAGAGUUUGCCGCUGGCAAUCGUUUGUUCACAGCCAGACUGUACAACGAAGUACUAAAGAAUAACCAUGAUGCGAACUUUGUAUUCAGUCCGCUGUCUAUAGAAAUAAUUUUGGCACUGACUCAAGCCGGGGCCAAGGGUAAAACAGCAGAAGAAUUUACCACUGCUUUGAACCUUCCCAGUACGCAACAGAAGACACAAGAAGCAUUAAAACAAUUUUUACCAACUCUGAAAUCCAACACGAACGAUUUGAAGUUAAGUUCUGCCAAUAAACUGUUCUUGGGAGAAGCUUUCGAGAUUCUGGAAAGUUUCAAACAACUGGCAACAUCGGUGUUUGAAGCUGGAGCGGAGAACAUAGAUUUUUCAAAGAAUCAGGCUGCUGCAGAAUCGAUCAAUAAAUGGGUAGAAUCUCAAACGAAUAACAAAAUCCAGAAUUUGAUUAAUCCAGACUCUUUAUCCGCUGCUACAAGACUAGUUUUAGUGAACGCAUUGUAUUUUAAAGGUAAAUGGUCAACUCCUUUCGAAGACUACCUGACCAGAAAAGAAAAAUUCUUCGUCACUAAGACUAACUCCAAAGAAGUUGACAUGAUGCACGUUGAAGACACUUUCAGAUACUACGAAUGUACAAAACGCAAUGCCAAGUUCCUUGAACUGCCCUAUGCCGGCGAAAACGUUACCAUGACCAUAGUCUUGCCCAACGAAGUUGAAGGUCUGACAGCUCUGGAAAGCAACGUGGAAUCACUUUUGACACCUCCGCCGUACAACUACGAACGCGUUGCAGUCAGCCUGCCAAAAUGGUUGGUCGAAACCAAAUUGGAGCUCAAUCAAAUUUUAGAAAACUUGGGCUUGAAGACAGCCUUCACUGGCGAUGCCGACUUUAGCAACCUUUCCAAAGAAGCCUUACAGAUCAGCCAGGUUGUCCAAAAGGCAUUUAUCAAUGUAACUGAGUCUGGAACAGAAGCCGCAGCUGCCACAGCCGCUAAAAUACACCAACCAUGCAAUUUUCUCCCUCCAAAUGGCGUUUUUUAUGCCAGCCAUGGAUUUUUGUACUAUAUUCAGUACAAUAGAAAAAUCACUUUGAUGGUUGGGCGACUACAAACUUUUGACGAUGUAUAUGACAAGUUUUUAAAUAGUCUUAUACAAUAAAAUUUUGACAGCCGAAUCAUUACCCCCGCCUGCAGAUUACAAAUUCGAAGCCGAUCAUCCGUAUUUGUACUACGUCCAAGUAGGAAAUGUAGUAGCUUUUGUAGGUAAAAUACAAAAUGGAUGUUAAAUUUAAACAAGUAAUACUACUUAGGUAUUAUUAAUUCGCUUAAAAUUUUUAAUUUGCUUUAAAACUAACAUAAAAUUUUGA